Molecule: messenger RNA, 5484 nt
Organism: Pungitius pungitius (ninespine stickleback)
Lineage: Eukaryota; Metazoa; Chordata; Actinopteri; Perciformes; Gasterosteidae
Gene: brpf3a
Product: bromodomain and PHD finger containing, 3a
Exons: 13
Coding region: 350-4054 (1234 amino acids)
Biological process (GO): regulation of transcription by RNA polymerase II
Cellular component (GO): MOZ/MORF histone acetyltransferase complex
Molecular function (GO): protein binding
Source: RefSeq, a predicted model, not a curated record
CGUAUUUUUCAACCCAUCUCGACUGAAUAUUUAGCCUCAUCCAAGGAGCAUUAAUUUGAUAUCUUCAGAAUUUUGCCACCCUUGAUUUGGGAACCGACAUCGUUUGACAGGUUUAAACCUUAACUAUGAAACCAGGUUGAGUUUGUUUGUUUGACCGUGGCCACAGGGUAGAACUGAAGCGCUGAAGAUGACGCUGUCGCUUCUGAAAUUACCGGCUAGCUAGGCUAACGGCUAGCAUGUCCGCCUUGGUUGUAGCCUGUCACUAGCUGACACUUAGCUAGGUGCAGUUAUUCUGUUUGGCAUUCGCACUGCAGAGGACGAUUUUACAAGGGAGCUGGUUUAAACUCCCAUGCGGAAGGUGAGGAGCUGGGAAUGUGAGACAGUUGCCAGCGGACUCAAGAUGGGUAGGGGCCGAGGCAGAGGGAGAGGAAGGGGCAGGGGAUCAUCUGGACAGUUGCGGCCCCCCUCGCCCUACAGACUGCAGCUCUCUCCAUCCAGAGAGACUUUGACCUAUGCUCAGGCGCAGAAAAUAGUGGAAGUGGACCUGGAGGGAAGGCUCCAUCGUAUUAACAUCACAGAUGCUCUGCCGGUGAUCACCGAGGACGAGAUGAUGGCCCAGGACAUUGCUGAGUGCAACAGCAACAAGGAGAACAGUGAGCAAACGCAAACCAAAACCAGGUCAUGGAGGAAACCGCCAAACAGUAAAAGCAGGAAGAGUGUUAAAAAUAUGUCUCACCAGAACCAACGGUCCGGCUCCCAGCAGCACACAGGACCUACUAACUCUCUGCAGCAACCGGCUCACCAUAUCCCUCUGCCCGAGCCCGUCUUUCGUGUGCUGAGUUCAGUCUGCCCCUCAGAGGCGCCUCCUCUGCCGACCGCCUACUACCGUUUCAUAGAAAAGUCAAUGGAGGAACAGGACAGUGUGGCUGAGUACGACAUGGACGAGGAGGACCUUGCCUGGCUGGAGAUGGUCAACCAAAAGAGAGUGUGUGACGGCCACGCCUCCGUCUCCGCGGACGCCUUCGAGCUACUGAUUGACCGCCUGGAGAGGGAAUCCAUCUUGGAGUCGCGUAGCCAGGCUCUGUCCCAGAGUGCCGUGGACGAGGACGCUUUCUGCUGUGUCUGUCUGGAUGACGAAUGUUUGAACAGUAAUGUCAUCCUGUUCUGUGACAUCUGCAAUCUGGCCGUCCACCAGGAGUGCUACGGUGUGCCCUACGUACCGGAGGGUCAGUGGCUGUGCCGCUGCUGCCUGCAGUCCCCCUCCCGUCCUGUAGACUGUGUGCUCUGUCCCAACCAAGGAGGUGCCUUCAAACAGACAAGCGACGGACGUUGGGCCCACGUCGUUUGUGCCAUAUGGAUCCCAGAGGUGUGCUUUUCCAACACAGUGUUUCUGGAGCCCGUUGAGGGGGUCAAGAACAUCCCUCCUGCUCGCUGGAAGCUCACCUGCUACCUGUGUAAGCAGAAAGGCCGAGGAGCGUCCAUUCAGUGCCACAAAGCCAACUGCUACCGGGCCUUUCAUGUCACCUGCGCCCAGAAGGCCGGCCUCUUUAUGAAGAUAGACCCCGUCCGGGAGACGGGUGUCAACGGUACCACCUUCUCAGUCAAAAAGACUGCUUUCUGUGAGCAUCAUUCUCCAGUGGGGUCUCGGCGGGACGGGUCCGGCGACGAGUCAGUUGAAGGGAGACUGGUGGGGGGCAGGGGCAACCGGGGUCAACGAUCCUACACUCAGAGCCCCCCGCCGCCGCCACCACCAAACAAGAAGGCCGCCAAGGGCCAGAAGAAGAAGAACGCUAAGGGUUCCGGUCGGUCGACACGCCGCUCAGCCGUGCCUGUGCUGCUCGUGCCUCAGAUCCCGUCUCACAGGCUGAACAAGAUCUGCACAGGAGUUGAAGUCCAGAGGAAGAAUCAGUUCAUGCAGAGGCUUCAUAACUACUGGUUACUUAAACGGCAGUCACGAAACGGGAUGCCGUUAAUACGACGACUUCAUUCCCAUCUGCAGGCCCAAAAGACUGCGGAGCAGAGGGAGCCUGAUGAGAAGCUGUGCGCUGCGAGGGAGGAGCUACGAUACUGGCAGAAGUUGAGGCAAGAUCUGGAAAGAGCAAGGCUUUUGGUGGAACUCAUCCGCAAGAGAGAGAGGCUAAAGAGAGAACAGAUGAAAAUUCAGCAGGCUGCUCUUGAACUGCAGUUGACCCCUGCAUUGGUUCUUCUGCGAUCCACCUUGGAACAACUGCAGGAGAAAGACACGGCAAAGAUCUUCUCUCAGCCGGUCAAUCUAUCAGAGGUCCCAGAUUACCUGGAGUUUAUAUCCCAACCCAUGGACUUCUCCACCAUGUGCACCAAACUGGAGGGACAUGCUUACUGCUCCAUCGCGGACAUUGAGAAGGACUUCAACCUCAUGAUCUCCAACUGCCUCAAGUACAACUCCAAGGACACCAUGUUUCACAAGACAGCCUUACAACUGCGGGAGGUGGGCGGAGCCGUUCUCCGCCACGCCCACAGGCAGUCCCAGAGCAUCGGCCUGGACCCCAGCACUGGGAUGCACCUCCCAGAGUCUCCCAACAGACAUGGCUUCUACAACUGCACAUGGGACGACGUCGACUCCCUGUUGGACCCGGAGAACAGACUGCACUUGACCACGGACGAACAGCUGAAGGCCUUGCUGGACAAACUGGACAUGGUCGCAUCCAUGCGCACCAGUGGUGGUCGAACCAAACGCAUCAGGCUGCUGCGCCGAGAGAUCAACUCUCUCCGACAGAAGAGGAACCAGCAGCAGCAGCAGAACUCGCACUCUGUGAACGAGGAGGACGACGAGGGCGAAGAGGAGGAGUUGGACGAGGAGGAGGAAGAAAAGGGGGUGAAGGAAAAGAAAAAGAAGAAGAGGGGACCUUUGAGAGCCAUGUCAAAAUCUGGGACAGAUGACUCUCCACCUGUGCUAGAACUCACCUGCCCGGUAUCCUCGCCGUUGCCAGGAGACGCUCCACUGGAGCCUCCCGUCCUGGGACUCGUACCCGGAGGGCGAAGGUCACCCGGGCGCUCCUACAAGCGCCAGAGGUCGUCCCGCGGCGGAGGCAAAAGCCAAGCUGAAGAUGAGGCGGAAGUUGGCGAAACGCCGUCGUCGCAACAGGAGGCGGUGCACGAGGUCACUCCGCUGGGAACCCCCCCCACUCUGCCUUUGGUCGGAGUUGGUCGUCGCACAUCGGUUCUGUUUAAGAAAGCCAAGAACGGGGCGCGACUUGCAAAAAACAAGUCGCCACCGGAACAGAAUGGCAAAGAGUCUGAGGGCAAAAGCAACGGGUUGGACAGCACCCUCGCCAGCUCAAGUCCCCCCAGUGUGACCAACAUCAUGACCUUACCUCCCACCCCAAGCGCCUCCCCUGCACCCCCGUCCCCUUCCUCACACCACCUGAGGUCCAGAGGGCCGAGCUCAGAAAGUGAAGCGGACAAACUCCCUCCACCACCCAGAGAAGAAGGCCUGACAAAUGGAAAGCACACCUCUGCAGACCAUGACGACGACGACAAACAACUAACCUGCAGUCCCUCCCCACCCAAACGAAGUCGUGGUAAACCUGCGCUGGCGAAAGUUCCCAACAGUGAGCAUGGAGACAUCUGUGGAUCUGGACAGUCUACACUUCUGUCUCUAGACAGGGAGUCUGAGCUCGGGCCCCUGGACCUGGUCUGGGCCAAGUGCAGAGGCUAUCCGUCCUACCCAGCCAUGAUCGUUGAUCCAGACAUGCCCCAGGAGGGGCUCCUUCACAACGGCAUCCCCAUCCCAGUGCCUCCCGUGGAGGUGCUCAAACUAGGCGACUUCAGGGAAACGGAAGAGGGGGAAAAGCUCUUCUUGGUGCUGUUCUUUGACACCAAAAGAACUUGGCAGUGGCUCCCUCGGAACAAAUUACUGCCGAUGGGGAUGGACAACACGGCGGACAAACUGCGCCUGAUGGAGGGCAAGAAACCCAGCGUCCGAAAGUCUGUACACACGGCGUACGACCGGGCCAUGGUGCAUUUAAAUCACGUGAGAGGAAAUCUAAACUUCACUCCCUCCAAUUUUAUAUAGAGUUUUAGUUUUUGGAUGGUAUCCUAUGUGCAGAAGCUUCGCCCAGCCUUUUGAAAAGGUGUGACGGUAUAAAACAAAGCGGUUGAGCGUCGGUGGUAUAAUAGAAUCUUCUGUCACGAAACUGUUUCUCCGAUUUAUAAAAUGGAGAGUAAAGUGCUUGAAGACAUUUUUUUAGAUAAAUGUGUUCAUUUAUUCAUGUGAUUUUUGGAAAAACGAUUUUACACAACCACUCUUGCUGUUUUUAUUUUAGGCCAAAGUGAUUCAAGACAUAAGGAGAGAAGUGUAAAUAUGAAAUUAUCAAAGGGAACCUUUUUUAUUCAAAACCUAUUUAGAUUGUAUUUGCCAUUGAAAUGUCACUGUGUUUAAAGUGUGGAAGUCCCACUUAAUGUUCACGUUGUACCUGGACUCUACAGACGUUUGGCUUUGAAAGAAGAGUUACAUUUUUUGCCAAGAAAAAAUAUAAAUUAUAAAUUAUAAUCAGAGGUGCUAUAUAAUGUAACGUGCAUUAAAUCAGGAAGCCUUUUACGUAUUCAUAUUUUACUCAGCAUUACCUAACAAAGACAUGUCCAUCCAGAACAGCAAUGAAUCACAAAUUCUUGCAUACGUUUGGAGUGAAAAGGCAUUUUCAACAAAUCCGAAGAAACAAAAUGUCUUUCAAAAGAACCAUUUGAGAUCAAUGGAAAUCGUGCCACCGGAUGCCUUUCAGUCCAGAUAUGACGCGCUGCAGGUGGGACUUCAGAGGUCUUAUCUUUCCAUAUUGUGAAACUGUGUUAGGAUACUAGAAUGUUGGAGUACCUGGUGCAGCUACUUGGUUAGUGAGGUUCGAAGCCACUACAAAGAUGAAGAUGUGGGUAUAACAAAUUCUACUGCAAUCCCUCACUGAUGAACUUGUAAAUCCGGUUGAAAUGACUUGAAGCACAAAGAGUUUUAAAGAAGACUUGUAGGAUUGGUGAAUCCUGGAGCCAUAUGUGUGGCAAAAACGUGUGUGUGUGUGUGUGUGUACAGUAUAUACAUAUAUGAAUACAACCUCAGUGUAGUAAAAGGUACAUGUGUAUAGUUUUGUAAAUAUGUAAAUGUCUGUUUAUAUUGGCUUACAUGAAGUAAUUUAAGGAAUGCAAAAAUCAAAUUUAGAUUUUAAUUUAUAUGUGGCAGUCAAGAGUGUUAUUUAAAAAGUAAAAUAUUGAAAAGAUUUAUGUAUGAUGCUAAGUAGCUCUUUGUAACAGUGAUGGUAUUUUCCGGAAUAAGACUUGAGCUCAUUAGGCAGCAGUGACCGCACUAGUCUACAAACGCUGUCUUUUUCUGGUUCUUUUUUGUUCUUGGGUGGCACAGCAGAUUUUUGAAUUGUACUGCUAAGAUCUAUAACCUGCCUGAGACGAUAUUUUCUCACACAAGAAUAAAUGCUGUUUGAAACAACUGCAUGUGUGUCAUUU